GGUCUGAUUGGAUGCAUUCAGUUAACCUCCCUCAGUGCCGUGUUGGCGCAGAAACUGGAUGAGAGCGACCCGGUGGUCACCACCGCCUACGGCAAGCUCCGAGGGGUCAAAAAGGAGCUCAACAACGAGAUCCUGGGCCCCGUUGUGCAGUUUCUUGGCGUUCCUUAUGCCUCCCCCCCUACCGGCAAGGGCCGCUUCCAGCCGCCCGAGCCCCCGGUGCCGUGGCCGGAUGUCCGCAACGCCACCCACUUCGCUCCGGUGUGCCCUCAAACCAUCGUGGAGGGCCGCCUGCCAGACGUGAUGCUGCCGGUGUGGUUCACCAACAGCAUCGACGUGGUGUCGACCUACGUCCAGGAUCAGAGCGAAGACUGCCUCUAUCUUAAUAUCUAUGUCCCCACCGAGGAUGGUCCCCUUACAAAGAAACACACUGAUGAUUUAGGUGAUAGUGACCGCACGGACGACGAAGACAUCCGGGAGAGCGGCAGCCCCAAGCCGGUGAUGGUUUUCAUCCACGGGGGCUCCUACAUGGAGGGAACCGGAAACAUGUUUGACGGCAGCAUCCUGGCCAGCUACGGCAACGUCAUCGUGAUAACUGUCAACUACCGCCUGGGUGUCCUCGGUUUCCUGAGUACGGGUGACCAGGCCGCGAAGGGGAACUAUGGCCUACUGGACCUGAUCCAGGCUCUGCGCUGGACCAGCGAGAACAUCGCUGCCUUCGGCGGCGACCCGCUGCGCAUCACCGUGUUCGGUUCGGGGGCCGGGGCCUCCUGCGUGAACCUCCUCACCCUCUCCCACUACUCGGAGGGAAACCGCCUGUUCCAGCGAGCCAUAGCCCAGAGCGGUACGGCUUUAUCCAGCUGGGCAGUCAGUUUCCAGCCAGCCAAAUAUGCCCGGAUGCUGGCCCGUAAGGUGGGAUGUAACCUGCAGGACACCGUGGAGCUUAUUGAGUGUCUUCAGAGGAAACAUUACAAGGAGCUAGUGGACCAGGACAUCCAGCCGGCACGAUACCACAUUGCAUUCGGACCGGUCAUCGAUGGCGACGUUAUACCGGAUGACCCACAGAUACUAAUGGAGCAAGGCGAGUUCCUCAACUAUGACAUCAUGCUGGGGGUGAACCAGGGCGAGGGCUUAAAGUUUGUGGAGCUCAUUGUGGACAACGAAAACGGUGUCCAGGCGAACGACUUCGACUACGCCGUGUCCAGCUUCGUGGACGACCUCUAUGGCUACCCCGAGGGCAAGGACAUCUUGCGGGAAACCAUCAAGUUCAUGUACACGGACUGGGCUGACCGGCACAACCCGGAGACCCGGAGGAAGACUUUGCUCGCGCUGUUCACGGAUCACCAGUGGGUGGCGCCGGCGGUGGCCACAGCCGACCUGCACUCCAGCUUUGGGUCGCCGACUUACUUCUACGCCUUCUACCACCACUGUCAGACUGAGCAGGUGCCUCCGUGGGCAGAUGCAGCGCACGGGGACGAGAUCCCGUACGUGUUUGGCCUGCCGAUGAUUGGACCCACGGAGCUGUUUCCCUGUAACUUCUCCAAGAAUGACGUGAUGCUCAGCGCUGUGGUCAUGACCUACUGGACCAACUUUGCCAAGACAGGUGACCCAAACCAGCCUGUGCCCCAGGACACCAAGUUCAUUCAUACGAAGCCCAACCGGUUUGAAGAGGUGGCGUGGACACGCUACAACCAGAAAGACCAGCUGUACCUGCACAUUGGACUGAAGCCUCGCGUCAAGGAGCACUACCGCGCUAAUAAGGUCAACCUGUGGUUGGAGCUGGUCCCUCAUCUCCACAGCCUCAACGAGGUCACACAGCUCAUCCCCACUACCACCAAGGUGCCCCCACCAGAGGCCACCAACAGAACUCCAAAGACGAAGGUGAUGGUGACCAAGAGGCCCAACCCAACGCCGUUCCCCACUGAGAACCACGACAGCCACAAUCAGCCGCACCUGGUGGACCAGCGCGACUACUCCACCGAGCUGUCCGUCACCAUCGCCGUGGGAGCCUCCUUGCUCUUCCUCAACAUCCUUGCUUUCGCCGCACUCUACUACAAGAAGGACAAGCGCCGCCACGACGUCCACAGGCGAUGCAGCCCCCAGCGCAGUGCCGCCAACGACCUGGCCCACAACCAGGAGGAGGAGAUCAUGUCCCUGCAGAUGAAGCAGCACUCGGAGCUGGACCGCGACUGCCGGGCGGUCGGGGACACCCUGCACCCGCACGACGUGGUGCUGAGGACUGCCUGCCCACCGGACUACACGCUGGCCAUGAGGCGCUCGCCGGACGACAUCCCACUCAUGACACCAAACACCAUCACCAUGAUCCCCAGCACCAUGGGGGGGCUCACCUCCCUCCACUCCUUCAACACCUACCCCAGCGGCGGACAGAACAACACGCUGCCCCACCCGCAUCCACACUCACACUCCACCACGCGGGUAUAG
Molecule: messenger RNA, 2439 nt
Organism: Lampris incognitus (smalleye Pacific opah)
Lineage: Eukaryota; Metazoa; Chordata; Actinopteri; Lampriformes; Lampridae
Gene: nlgn1
Product: neuroligin 1
Exons: 11
Coding region: 301-2439 (712 amino acids)
Biological process (GO): postsynaptic membrane assembly; presynaptic membrane assembly; modulation of chemical synaptic transmission
Cellular component (GO): cell surface; postsynaptic specialization membrane; synapse
Molecular function (GO): signaling receptor activity; neurexin family protein binding
Source: RefSeq, a predicted model, not a curated record